UGGACCUGGGACCAGGAGGAAACGCGGGCUAAGUGAAACUGUUGCAGUCCCGGCCCCGGUCAGCCCCGCCCGGCGCGAGCUCUGUCCGUCCGUCCGUCCCGCCGCUGCCGGCACUCCUGGGCAUCCCGAAAAGUCGGCAGGAGAAUCGACCUCCCUUUCUCCAGUGUUGGGAACUUUCUGCCUGUCCAUGCCUCCAAUCCUCACCCUUUCCACCCGACUACACGCGCCUGGACCUAAUCUGGGAUAAUUCUUGGCUGGGCCCAGGUUGGGGGUGACAUGGGGAGCUCAGCUUCCUCGUUGGCUGCAGAGACGGAAUCAGACCACGGCUUCACUAGCCCAUCCUAUCCCGGGCACCCGGCUACAGGCUGGUAUAGGAGUAGCCACAGUGGUCCUGUGUGGGAAAGUGCCCUAAUAACUCGGCAGCAUCAGCACUUACAUCCCAGGGCACGAAGGAAUAUAAUUUUUUUCCCCCUGAGGACUGCUUUAGCUGCAACCCAGAAAUUUUGCCACACCCAUUCGCCUGGUUCUAUGGCCGCAGUCCGGGAGUGGUCCUGUACCCGGUGCACUUUCCUGAACCCUGCCGGCCAACGCCAGUGUUCCAUCUGUGAGGCCCCCCGACAGAAGCCUGACCUUAACCACAUACUGAGGCUCAGCGUGGAAGAGCAGAAAUGGCCCUGUGCCCGCUGCACCUUCAGAAACUUUCUGGGCAAAGAGAACUGCGAGGUAUGCGGCUUUACUCCAGACGCUCUGCCAGGAACGUCCCCACUACCCGUCAUCAAUGGGGUACUCCCUAAACCCCCCACAAUCUUAGUGGAGCCCAAGGGGAGCUGCAAAGAGGAGGCAGUGCUAAAGGUGGAGGCUGGCGAAUCAGGAGGAAAAAGCCCUGAGGAAGUGGAGCCACAGAACGGGUGGGCCUGUCAGCGAUGCACCCUCCACAACACUCCCGUCGCCAACUCCUGCUCUGCCUGCGGAGGCCCACGAAAACUCUCGCUGCCCAAGAUCCCCCCAGAGGCCCUGGUGGUCCCUGAGGUCAUCACUCCUGCCGGCUUCCAUGUUGCCCCUUCCACUCCACAACCCAGCCUGCCCACAGAUCUCCCUGAGGCUGACCCCACCUCAGCUAACCAAGAUCCAGCCGCUGCAGAGCAAGAGCUCCCCAAAAUGCCGCCAUUCAGUCCCUUUUCCCCUACCCUGCAGAACAAUCCAGUCCCUAGAAGCCGCCGGGAGGUGCCUCCCCAGCUACAGCCACCGGUGCCUGAGGCUUCCCAGCCCACAGCAACCCCUGGCCCCAAGGGAUCCCCCCAGGGGCAAGUCCGAGCACCCACCACCACCCGCUUCCAAGAAAUCCUGUCUGCGAAGAGGCUGAGCGUGCUGGAGGAGGAGGCAGAAGCCAGCCCACCUCUUUGGAGCUGUAGCGCCUGCUCCCUGCGUAAUCCUUCAGGCACCUCUAGGUGCGAGAACUGUGGUGCCCUUCAGGGCAGUGACGUCAUUGACCUGACUGGGGACACUGUCCGGUUCACCCCUGCUAGCCCCUCCAGCCCUGACUUCACCACCUGGUCGUGCGCCAGAUGCACCCUCAAGAACCCCACCGUGGCCCAGAAGUGCAAGGUCUGUGGCUCCUCCAAGCUGCAUGGCUUCCAGGAGCACGGCAGCGGGGCCUGCGCAGCGGAGCCGGCUGCCCGCUGCCCAGACUGCAGCGCCGACAAGCCUGGGGACUGCUGCUGUAGCCGGGCCCCCUCUGCUCAUAAGGCCGCCCGGCUCUUCCCCUCACAGCCCCCUCCGCUCCCUGAGUGGGCCUGCCCGGCCUGCACCCUCCUCAACGAGGUGAAGGCCAAGAACUGUGCUGCCUGCCACACCCCACAGGGCUGCGUGACCCAGCGCAAAGGAGCCAAGCCCCUGACGCGCAGGGAGAGCAUGCACGUGGAGAAGCGGAGACAGACGGACGAAGGCGAGGCCAAGGCUCUGUGGGAAAACAUCGUUACCUUCUGCCAGGAGAACAAAGUGAACUUUGUGGAUGACAGCUUUCCCCCUGGUCCUCAGUCUGUGGGCUUCCCUGAAGGGGACAGUGUCCAGCAGCGGGUAAAGCAGUGGUUACGACCUCAUGAAAUCAACUGUAGCAUUUUCAAGGACCAGACAGUCGGAUGGUCAGUGUUCCGGACACCUCGGCCCUCCGACAUCCUGCAGGGGCUCCUAGGGAACUGUUGGUUUCUCAGUGCCCUGGCAGUGUUGGCUGAGCGCCCAGAGCUGGUGGAGCGGGUGAUGAUCACCCGUACUCUCUGUCCAGAAGGGGCAUACCAGGUUCGGCUAUGCAAGGAUGGCACAUGGACCACAGUGCUGGUUGAUGAUAUGCUGCCCUGUGACGAGUGUGGGUACCUUCUCUUCUCUCAGGCCCAGCGGAAACAGUUGUGGGUUGCUCUCAUGGAGAAGGCUCUGGCCAAGCUGCAUGGCUCGUACUUUGCCCUCCAAGCGGGGCGUGCCAUCGAAGGCCUGGCCACACUCACUGGUGCCCCCUGCGAGAGUCUGAUGCUGCAGGUCAGCUCCACUAACCCCCGGGAGGAGCCCAUUGACACUGACCUCAUCUGGGCCAAAAUGCUGAGUUCUAAGGAGGCUGGGUUCCUUAUGGGUGCUUCUUGCGGAGGGGGUAACAUGAAGGUAGAUGAUGCAGCCUACGAGAGCAUGGGACUCCGCCCCCGCCAUGCCUACUCCAUUCUGGAUGUCCGAGAUGUCCAAGGCUUCAGGCUUCUCCGACUUCGGAACCCUUGGGGACGAUUCUCCUGGAAUGGCAGCUGGUCAGAUGAAUGGCCUCACUGGCCUGGGCACCUGCGCCAUGAUCUGAUGCCCCAUGGCAGCAGUGAGGGGGUCUUCUGGAUGGAGUACAGUGACUUCAUGAGGUACUUUGAUUCUGUUGAUAUUUGCAAGAUCCACUCAGACUGGCAUGAAGUACGGGUGCAGGGUAUCUUCCCCAAUAAGGCAAGCAGGCCUAUCAUGGUGACCUCCCUGACUGUGCUAGAACGAGCCACCCUGGAGUUUGCUCUCUUCCAGGAGGGGAGCAGACGGUCAGACACUGUUGACAGCCAUCUCCUGGACCUCUGCAUCAUGGUGUUCCGAGCAACCUUCAGCAGCGGGAAUAAGCUGAGCCUGGGCCGACUGCUGGCCCACAGCAAACGGGCAGUGAAGAAGUUUGUGAACUGUGACGUGAUGCUGGAGCCAGGGGAGUAUGCCGUUGUGUGCUGUGCCUUCAACCACUGGAGCCCCGCCUCAACCGCUCAGGUUUCCAGCCCGACAGGAGGAGUAGGGCGCAGUGCCCCAGAACCUCCUGGGCACAUAUUGGCUAUCUACAGCUCGAGACUGGUCAUGGUGGAGCAGAUUGAAGCCCAGCCCACCACUCUGGCCGACGCCAUCAUCCUCCUGACUGAGAACAAGGGCGAAAGGCAUGAGGGCCGGGAGGGCAUGACCUGCUACUACCUGACACACGGCUGGGCAGGCCUGAUUGUGGUCGUAGAGAACCGUCAUCCCAAGUCCUACCUGCACGUGCAAUGUGACUGUACCGACAGCUUCAAUGUAGUCUCCACCCGAGGCAGCCUCAAGACCCAGGACAGCGUCCCACCCCUGCACAGGCAGGUGCUGGUGAUCCUAUCCCAGCUGGAGGGGAACGCCGGCUUCUCCAUCACACACCGCCUGGCUCAUCGAAAGGCUGCCCAGGCCUUCCUCAACGAUUGGAUGUCCACCAAAGGGACCCACAAUCCUCUGCUCACACCUGAGGUUGCUGGGCUCCACGGUCCCCGGCCCCUAUGACCCAUGUUCUGCCCUUCUAGGGGCAUCUCACUUUCCUCUCCCCAUCCCAGCCUCUCCUCGCUUCAUGCCUUCCCAGUUUGUUGAGGUUCUCAGCCCCUUCUGCUCUUCAGGGUAGCAGAACCCACCAAUCUCCUGACCUCUCUCUGUGUUCCCGUUCCCUCACCCACAGCCACUCCCUCGUCUUCUUGAUUACUCUAAGGGUUCUUCUGGAGUCUCUGCCUUGGAGCCAGCACACCUGAAGUGAAGUCCCAUGCCCUGGGUCUUUCUUUCCUAUUUCUGCCCUAGGGUGGAUUGGGAAAGAUCAGACUAACUGGGCUUGGGAUUCCUAUCACUUCCCCUCCCCCUAGUUGCAUGCACUUUAUGAGGGAGACUCGGAAGAUGUAGGGGGCAGGGACUUAACAAUGCUUGAACCUUAGAAAUCUCAGGAUCCCCACCCAAGGGACAUAGUCCUGUAGCCUGAAGUGGGCAUUACCAGCCUCCUGAUUCUGACAUCCUCCUGCUUAUCGAGUGGAGAGCUGAAGGUGGCUGGCCCCAGCGGCGUGACGUGGUGGUGAGCCCUCAUGGUCCAGGAUCCAGCCGUGGCAUCAGCUUCUGCAAAACAAAAUACCUCUCACGAAGACUCUGCUUGUCUCCACUGUGGCCAGUCCCUGGGACGCUGCUGGAGAUCCAGAUAGGGGCAGAAAAGAGGGUAUAAGGGUUGGGGAUCAAGAGUGGGUUGGAGGAAUAUCCCUCCGAGCCCUUCUUCUAGUUUCUUCUAUCAUGGGAAUUUGGGGGUCCUUCCCCUUGAAAAUUUUAGCCAGGAUUUCAAACCACAAAAACCAAAAUAACUCUUGGGGGCAGGAUUGGAGGCAUUUCAGUGUUUAUGGAAGGAAGGCUUCCAGUGGAGCUACCUGGCUCAGAGCUUUCAGGUCCAAGUUCACCUCUUCCUUCCUCUUCCCUGGUUCAUCUCCUUUCAGGGAUACAGCAGCCAUCUCCUUCUUCCCACUUGCCAGCCUUACCCAGGUAAUAGGGACCCAGUUUGAGGGACUAGGGUCCUGAAGGAUCCUGGUUUUUCACAUGCUCUGUGAGGAAGGUUUGUCAGCAGCUGAGCAGGAAGACAAGCUAGGCCCAGAACUGUGUUGUGGAGCUUUUAGUAAAACAGAACAAAAUUAUGUCUAAAGGAGAUGGGAAUAAAAAUGGGGAGUCCAAAGGCCUGGAUUUCAACAGAAGGUCCUCUCUCGCCUCUCCUCAUGACCCCUUCCCCUCCCAUUCCCACCAAUGAUACUAUGCAACUCCUGGAGAGAGCAGUGCUAGGAUAGAAGCCAUGCCCUGAGGGUGGAGAGACAGGGCCUCCCUUCUGCUCCCACUUUCCCUGGGGUGGGAAGAGGCUGCAAUGGCAGGGAAUUUCACUUUGGCCCCUUUGUGGUAGUUUUAACUAUUCUGUGUCCAGUGUGGCCUAGGAUAGGAGUAGGAGGGAAAAUGCCCAUAGGAUCCCUAAGUGGCCACCUUGCCAAUGGCAGAUCAUUUUGUUUUUAAUGAAAUUCCUUCUCGAACCUUUAAGCAAACUCUUCUGCCUUGUGAGCUCAGGAUGUUAGGGCUGACAAGUUUGUUCUGACCUCCUGGGGAAAGGGUUGGGAUGGAGUGGGAGAUCUGUCUCGUUUGGGGAGGAGACCAGUAGUCUCACUUCUCUUGCCCCAGAGGCUCUUGAUGUGAUGGAUACCUGUUCAGUGUGGCCCUGGGAACUCAACUGGGAUCAGUGAGUUCCAGCCCAUCCCAGGCUUUCCCUCCCAGCCCCCAGCAUUGGCUGCCCAGGCCUGCAGCCACUAGUGCCCGGCCUGUCUCCAACUCAGAACAACCUACCAUCCCAGAGUAUCAGGGCCAUCAUUGUCCUAACCCCCAUUCUGGUUCCUAGAGGGUUUAGAGGGCUCUAGAAACCCAUCUCCCUUUUAGAAACACAAAACAGAUAGGGCCACCAGUCCCAUGAGGUUUAAAGUUUUGUACUAAGUAAAACUAGCACUUGUGAAAACUAGGAUCCCUCCCCUCCAUGACUCCAUAGGUGCUAAGUUUUUAAACCCAGGGCCCGCUCUGGGCAUUGUACCCCAGCAGCAGGGGUAAGGGAAAGUCCAGUUUGAGUCAUUGUUCCCACUUGGCUCUGGCUCCAACUGAGACCAGCCAGCCUGGCGUCCUGUUGGGCAGGGGCCUGAUUUAGUGCCAGGCUCAACAAAGACUUCAGAAUAAUAAUUCAGGUUUCAGAAAAGUACUAAAUAGAAGCAUGUCACAGUGUAGCAUAGCUCCCAGCUUCACGCAUUUGGAUAUCCCCCAGAUCAAAUCCCAAUCCCAUCUUCACCAGCUAGCCACUCCCAGCAGCCAAUCCCAAUGUCAGGUGGUUAGCCUGGUACACACGUUAGUCUCGUCCCCAGCAUCCAUUUUGCAGAGGGCCUCUUGCUAUCAUUAGGUUGCCAAAAUCCUCUUUCAUAUAUUCAAGCCCCAGCUCUUUUCGGAAGCGCAGGGUGAAAAUCCAGCCUCUGGGGUGGGAGUGGGGAUAGAGCCUCAGACUCGGGGCCCAGGUGGUUGGUAGUGCCCCAGCAAUUGCUUUCCCCACCACCCUCCCUAUUCCUGUCCCCCCCCAGAUGUACCCUUUCCCUCCAGCAUUCCCUGUGCCCCCAGUACCAGAGUGGGGUGCAGCAGUGGGAUGUUGAAUUCUUUGGUGUCUGUUUUGUGAAUGUCUGAGCCCGGGCUCCCUGCAGGAGGGAAGAAUGGGAAGGAAGCUCACCAAUCCCAGGUGCUCCUGCCCCCGGCCCUCCCGCAGGACCCCACCUCUGCACUGCCUCAUCAGACCUGCUGCCCCCGUCCCCUGGCAGCGGGGAGCCAAGCUCAUCCAACCCUUUGUUUCUGUGGUUCCCUUUUUUUAAAAAAAAUCUGUCAAAAAUACCUAAAACACUAUAAUCUGCCCUUCCUUUUCUCCUUUUUAUUUCCUUUUAUUCUGUCUGAGCUGUGAAUAUUUUUAACCCUGUAAAUACUGUCCAGCUCUUAUGAAACAUAGGCUAUUUUGUCAAUUGUAAAUCAGAACUGUAAUCCCUGUAUGAUACGAAUUCUCCAUGGGUGGUUUUCAGACUCAGGCUCCAAUGGACCAAAUAAAAAGUUUUGUUUUUUAAUGAA
Vombatus ursinus (common wombat) is the source of this 6930-nucleotide messenger RNA. It is a transcript of the gene CAPN15, whose product is annotated as calpain 15. Gene Ontology annotation, biological process: proteolysis. Bases 277 to 3792 code for a protein of 1171 amino acids. The record is from RefSeq and is a predicted model, not a curated record. NCBI's taxonomy places the organism in Eukaryota, Metazoa, Chordata, Mammalia, Diprotodontia, Vombatidae. Gene Ontology annotation, molecular function: calcium-dependent cysteine-type endopeptidase activity. The transcript has 14 exons. Gene Ontology annotation, cellular component: cytoplasm.